Messenger RNA from Acipenser ruthenus (sterlet), 536 nucleotides. Its product is annotated as electron transfer flavoprotein regulatory factor 1-like. Gene Ontology annotation, cellular component: mitochondrion. The transcript has 3 exons. The record is from RefSeq and is a predicted model, not a curated record. Bases 114 to 377 code for a protein of 87 amino acids. NCBI's taxonomy places the organism in Eukaryota, Metazoa, Chordata, Actinopteri, Acipenseriformes, Acipenseridae. Gene Ontology annotation, biological process: respiratory electron transport chain.
CGCAUGGCAAGGCGAGAGCGCGACAGUCAGGUUUGAUUUGCGGCUUUGUUUACCAGAAAUUAAGGGACGAAGGGCAAGGUUUUCAGAAGUGCUUGAUGAUUUGACGGUUGACAAUGGCCAAUCCCUUAAGAAGUGAAGUCGUAAGACUUUAUAAAAAUUUGCUAUACCUUGGGAGAGAAUACCCUAAAGGAGCUGACUACUUCAAAGAUCGUCUCAAGAUGGCUUUCUUGAAAAACAAGGGUGUCACAGACCCUGAAAAGAUCAAAGAACUAAUAGGGCGUGGAGAGUAUGUUAUAAAGGAAUUGGAAGCUUUGUAUUACCUUCGAAAGUACAGAGCCAUGAAGCAGCGGUAUUAUGAGGAAGGGAAAAAGGAAUGACUUGCCUUAAUUGACAUGCAUUUUCAAGUUGAGAAAAACUCUUUUAUAAACUGCAUUCAUUUUAAUUUAGGAUGCCAAACUAAUAAGUAAGAACCACUGUACUUCGUUUUUAAUGGCAUUGUUGCAAACAGGUAAACCUUGUGUAGUGUUACGGUGUAA